UUCUACGAAUACGACGACUACAUCACCGCCGGUCCUCUCGGCCCGCGACCUCGCGCGUUCAGUCCACGGUACUUGGCUCGGGAUCAACAAGGUUGGCCGGGUGGGCGUGUUGACAAACUGUCUUGAGACGGACUGUGUGAGGGCCGUCGGGGAGAGGGGUCGCGGAAGCGUUAUCAAGGACUGGUAAACUUCUUGCCCCUUCUGGCGAACGAAUGGGAGGCUAUGACAGUGGUGGCAAUGUCAAGGAACAAGGAAGCGUUGAAGAGUUCGUGUGUUUAUUGGCCGGCCUGGGAGAUGUGGGCGGGUUCAACCUGCUGAUUGGCGACGUGAGAGAAGCCGACCAAGGCCGGGGUUUGGCGAUAAUUUCGAAUCGCAGUGCCGGUUAUGCCUUGACAUCGGACUCGGCGUCGUUGCCGGGCUACUGUGCUCCAUCUGGGGAAGCGAGGGAGCAGCUGCAGGUGAGGUGGGUUGACUGGGGUGGCAUUGAAAGUGGAACUGGGGAUACGAUCGCACUGAGCAAAAUGACGUUGGGAGACGACGAUCACCAGCCGAAGUGGAAGAAAGUUUCUGUGGGAGAGGAGCUUACGGCCGAAGCGGUCGGCGCAAGUUUACGGCGGGCAACCAUGGGGGUGUCCUGGUUGAAACGCUGUCUGAUGUCCUCUCGACGGAUACUCUGCCCCUUCUUCCCGGGGCUUGGAGGAGAGCGCAAGCAUAUUUGGGGUUGUUACAGAAGCGUAUCUCUAUUCCAGUCAGUGGGAAGGCAGUGCAGCAUCAAAAAGAUAAGGAAUCGACGGCGCUGGAUCUGUCAUACAUGGAGGAACUGUCUGGCACGCAGAUGCAGAUAGUAAUGUUGAUUGGGUAUGAUGGGAGGGUGCGGUUGAUUGCGCGGACUCUGUGAUGAAGGGGGGCGCAGGCUUUCAGGGGAGGACGAGAGCCGGUUUGACUUUGUGGUGGGGAUGAGCUGAAUUUGUCGGCUGGCAUAUUUCUGUCUCGCGUUAUGGCAUCAUCUUGCAUACUCGGAGUGGCCUAUGAUGCGACAUUGUUUGUGUGCCGUCGAGGCUGUGAUUCAAUCGUUUGCACCUGGGAUCUGUUUUGAGUCAACAACAACAACAGCAACAGCAACA
Aspergillus versicolor CBS 583.65 is the source of this 1124-nucleotide messenger RNA. RefSeq lists its product as uncharacterized. Bases 213 to 845 code for a protein of 210 amino acids. The record is from RefSeq and is a predicted model, not a curated record. NCBI's taxonomy places the organism in Eukaryota, Fungi, Ascomycota, Eurotiomycetes, Eurotiales, Aspergillaceae. The transcript has a single exon.